This is a messenger RNA of Marchantia polymorpha subsp. ruderalis, 1654 nucleotides long. Lineage: Eukaryota; Viridiplantae; Streptophyta; Marchantiopsida; Marchantiales; Marchantiaceae. The record is from the annotation of a GenBank genome assembly.
CCCCCCCCUCCCAUCGCCCGCCAAUUGAACAGUAACGGUCGCAACCUACCCUACGGCCCGACUCCCGACUCGUCGAGAUUUCUGCCACAUGCGCGAUGAGGACACUGCCAGAUACCGAAGCAGCAGCAGGUCUGUUUCUCGGCGCUCGUUCAAUCGCCGACCCACAGCUUCGAAAUUCUUCGAAAUUCUCAUGCAUGCUCAGGCGUAUAGGCCGCACACAGGUGUGUGUUGCCAGCGCCACGACGCCAUCGAUUUCCGGGCCGCGACUGGACAUAACAAGUCAUGUGCCAAAUAGGGAUAUUCGGAUAUUCGACAAUUUCGAGAACACUCCUCCAUUUCCUCUGUGCGGCAUAUGGAAUAUUGUCACCAACGCCCGGACGUCUUGUCACGUGUGAGAUCUGACAUGGUGUUCAUUAUUGUUACGCUUCCCGUCGGGAGGAUCUUCGAGACAUGCGAGGCGACGGACGCUCAUGAAAACCUCGCUCCAGCGCUCGAAGCUCGGCCGCUCCGGACCCUCCAAGUCUAGCAACCGAAAAUUUCCACACGCUUGGUAGCAUCGAUUUGCGCCGAGGACGGAAGUUCGCCCGCGGCCUACACGGUUGAUCUUUUAAUCCUGGCAGCUGUAGCGCCCACCCCGAGAAGGAAGCAUCGAAUUGCAGUAAACACUGACCCGGUAUAUUGAAGACCGUGGUCUGAUCUGAUAUCUCAGAGUUUAUAUCUCAUGUGCGAUGCAUCUCCUCGUUCAGCAAGUUAUCUCAGACUUUGCACUGUGACGAAGGUUCCUGCUGGAGUGCGCGGGUCCAGAUUCGCCGUCUGCCUUGCCUACUUUCGCUUCGGAGAUGCAGAUGCUGUAAUCCAAUCAUCCGUUCGAGCUUACACUUCUUGACUCGUGUCCCUUGCCUCGCGAGGACGAAUUUUCCCACACGUCGCAAAUAAAUGAAUGAUUGGAAUGGCUCAGCGACGCGAGAUUAUCCUUGGCUGCAAUUGUGAUGCACAAUAUACUGUUGCGAUUUUCUUCUCCUCUCGAGCGUUCGUUCUGCUGGUUUUGCAUGACAGAUCCACGCCCCUCGAUUUAUUCCUGGAAUCUUCAUUCAAUAGGUAGGCACUGCUCUCACGUAAGCAGCUUCAACUAGAAUACUAUUAACUCCUGCAUGAAUGUGCAACGACGAAACCUCAUCGUCAGGCCAUCGUCCUUGAAUUGCAUGCCUCCUCUUCUUUAGACGUACUCCUCCUCCACUCGUCAGUAGGAGGAGGACUGAGACCUUCAGCAUUGCACAAGAAGUCUUGAACUACUCCGGAUCCAAGAUCACGCUCCGCUACAAAGCGGCAUACUGCUGUAGCUAUUCCGCUCUGAGAUACAUGGCAUGGAUUUCUCAGUGCGACUUGUCGCUAAACCGUCAGACGACCAAGUUAAUUCCAGCCGGUAACUUCGGAAGCAAAAUUCUUGCUUCUUUCCGAUUGGCGCGAAUCCGUUAUUGGAGUCGAUGAUAUUCACUCACCCGCGCAUGCUUCUCGAGCAGCUGAAUUAGGUCUCUGCGUUGGGUCGAGGAGUAGUCUUCAGAGUUGCCACAGCAUCUAUGGGCCCUUCCCAGUGAUUAUCCGCCAGUCACUCGUGCACUCUUCUUCCUCCGGCAUGUGACUGACUCAAAUCCUG